AUCGGGCGAAAUCGAGAGCGAGAUACAGCGAUUUUUGACAGCGCGAAUGACAGCCGUGUAGCAGGUUAGAACUGUCAUCACGAUGGAUCUAUCCAAAAUAUCGAACGAGAAAAAAUUAUAUCUUUGCAAGUGGUAUUUCCGUGCUGGCUUUGCACUACUGCCAUUCCUAUGGGCUGUGAAUGCAAUUUGGUUCUUGAAAGAAGCCUUUGUCGUGCCACCUUACGAGGAACAAAAACAGAUUAAGAGAUAUGUAAUAUUUUCCGCUAUAGGAGCAAUCGCUUGGACAGCUGCCUUAAUAACUUGGAUAAUUAUCUUUCAAACGUACAGAGCUGCAUGGGGUGAAUUUGCUGAUGCUAUUAGCUACAUCAUUCCCACUGGUAUUCCAUGAUAAUUUUAAUAUUAAGCCUUUAUAUUUAUGUAUAAUUAAUAAUUUGUUAUAAAAGAAUCAUGAAUUAUGUAACUUGUAAUAUAAUAGCAGCUUACAUUUUCUAUUUAAUGUGUGGUCAACAAAACCGUUAUGUACACGUAAUACACGUAUAAAGAUGUAAAUAGGUAUACAUAAAUAAUAUUACAAAAUGAUCUCAAAAAGUAUUCAAAC
Messenger RNA from Ooceraea biroi (clonal raider ant), 598 nucleotides. RefSeq names its product presenilin enhancer, gamma-secretase subunit (gene pen-2). Gene Ontology annotation, biological process: Notch receptor processing. The record is from RefSeq and is a predicted model, not a curated record. Gene Ontology annotation, cellular component: gamma-secretase complex. NCBI's taxonomy places the organism in Eukaryota, Metazoa, Arthropoda, Insecta, Hymenoptera, Formicidae.